GAUGAACAAUUUCAACAUAAAUAUAGGCCUAGAACUAGACUAGACAGACUAUUGGGAGCCCCUUACUUUGGACUUCCUGUGUCUUAAAGGAGCCUGGUUUAUUCAUUUCAAGUUUGUCAUUAACCAAUUAAAACUUAAAAACAUGAAAAUAUGACAAAUGUUAAAAUGGCUUCGAAAGAAAACUGGGCGUAGAAGUGAAGAUAAACCUGUCUAGUGAUGAGUCUGAUCUCCAGAGGGCGCAGACAGCUCCUGAUCCUCCUGAUGAGGCAGAGCUGUGAUCCAGUCUGAGGAUGCAACCACUGUGAGGCUGCAGCAGGAUGACACAGAGCGGAGAGUGUGCCUUGCUUCACGGCAGCGGGCAGAGAUGGCGUCCUGAUGCCGGUGAAUAAGCAGAAAAACAGAGCAGAGGGAGGGGAGAAGGAUGCGGGCAGCGGAUGAAGAGAAGCUGCAUCAUUUAGAGCAUCACAUGGCAGCAGACUAGGCUGCUGCUUUCUCUGGAGAUGACAGAGCUUCGUGGAUAUUAACGGAUGUUUCUUGUUGUGUUUUUACAUGAGAUUUGAAGCAGCGCUGUGAUUCCUCUGAGGGGAGGCGGUGGGGUUUGUUGUCUACCUCAGUUGUUUCUCCCUCUGGCGAGGCUCUCCGCUCCUCCGACGCAGGGAGGAGAGGGCAGAGGGAGGGAGCGGGGCGAUGGCCGCCGGUGGAGCAGGAUGCGGGGACACGGUGGAGCAGUGCCGGGCCGAGGUGGAGCGCCUGACCCGGGAGCUGGCGGAGGCCAACCGCGAGAAGAUCCGGGCGGCGGAGUGCGGCUUGGUGGUUCUGGAGGAAAACCAGAGCCUUAAGCAGCAGUACGCCGACCUGGAGGCCGAGCAGGAGGCGCUGAGGUUGGAGCUGGAGCAGCUGCAGGAGGCAUUCGGCCAGGCCUACUCCACCCAGCGUAAGGUGGCAGAGGAUGGGGAGACCAACGAGGAGACGCUGCUGCAGGAGUCUGCCUCCAAGGAGGCCUACUACAUGGGCCGCCUCCUGGAGCUGCAGUCAGAACUGAAGCACAGCCGGGCCACCGCCUCCAACGCCCAGGCUGACAACGAGCAUCUGAGCAGCCUGUUGCAGGAGCUCAGGGAGAGUAAUGAGAUGUUGGAGCUGCAGCGAAGCCGGAUGAGAGAGGAGAUCAGAGAAUACAAGUUCCGAGAAUCGCGGUUGCUCCAGGACUACACAGAGCUGGAGGAGGAGAACAUCUCUCUGCAGAAACUGGUGUCAACACUGAGACAGAAUCAGGUGGAGUAUGAAGGCCUGAAGCAUGAGAUCAAGGUCCUGGAGGAGGAGACCGAGCUGCUGAACAGCCAGUUACAAGACGCGCUGCGUUUGAAGGACAUCUCCGACGCCCAGCUGGAGGAGGCUCUGGAGUCUCUGAAGAGUGAGCGCGAGCAGAAGAACCACCUGCGCAGGGAGCUGGUCCACCACCUCAGCAUGUGUGACGUGGCCUACACCGGCAGUGCCCACCUGACGUUCACCUCUGCCCCGCCCAGUGGCACCGCCACCCCAACCACUUUGCUCUCCCCAAACGCAGAAGAGCCAACGAGAUGUACUCUUCUCCUAUCUGUCAGCUGUAAUGGCCAUCUUCAGAGCGGGACAGGAGCAGGGACAGCCGCGGGCCCGGUGCCCAGGGCUAACGGAGACUGCCGAGGGCCGGGUCGAAAAGCAGAGGGAGCGGCGACGUCGGACCUCUUCAGCGAGAUGAACCUGACAGAGAUCCAGAAGCUCAAGCAGCACAUAAUGACAGUUGAACGUGAGAAAGCAGCACUGAUGACAAACCUGCAGGAGUCCCAGACUCAGCUCCAGCACACCCAGGGGGCUCUGACCGAGCAGUAUGAAAAGACCAUCCGCCUUAGCCAGAAAGUCACCGUUCUCCGCCGCCUGCGUCGAAGGGCCCACCUCAAGCAGGAAGCCCAAGGCGGUACCACCUCUGAGCUCAGUCCUGAGGCCCUGAUGGAGCUAGGCAGAGAUGAGGACGAGGCUGAGGAGGAAGGAGGAGCUGAGGAGAAUAAGAGUGAGACACUGAACAAAAGUCAGGUAUUUUCAUACCAAACGCCAGGUCUGGAGAUCCUGCAGUGCAAGUACCGCGUGGCUGUGACAGAGGUGGUGGAGCUAAAGGCGGAGGUGAAAGGCCUCCGUGAGAGGCUGGCUCAGUGUGGGGAGGGAGCAGCGGAGGAGAAGCCAAGGAGAAACAGCCAGCUCCAGAAGCUGGAGAGACAGGUCGCCUCGUUGGAGAAGAGCUGCCGGGAGGAACGUGAGAAGUUUGCCAGUCUGGAGCUGCAGUUGCAGGCAGCUCAGUCAGCAGCCAAUGAGAGCCAGGGAGCAUUGAACGCAGCUCAGGACGAGCUGGUGACGCUGAGUGAGGAGCUCGCCCAGCUCUACCAUCACGUCUGUCUGUGCAACAAUGAGACGCCCAACCGUGUCAUGCUGGACUACUACAGACAAGGCAGAGGGCUCAGGGGCCUCAGUGCCAGUCUCAAAGCCAUGUCUUCGGACAACAGCAAAGUUCUCCUCACACCGCGCCUUGCCAGGCGGCUGGCCGCUGUCUCUUCCACAACCUCAACUCCCGUGGAGUCGCGGAGCCCCUCGGAGUCCCCAUCCAAAGAGCCUCUGUCUGGGGGGGGCGGAGGGGAGGGCACGCCUCCGACCCGGUCACCCAGUAUCAGUGCCUCUUCAUCGUCAUCGUCAUCAUCAUCGCCUGCCAUGGAGCCAGCCGGUGAGCUGCGCAAGGAGCCCAUGAACAUCUACAACCUCAACGCCAUCAUCAGAGACCAGGUGAAGCACCUCCAGCGGGCAGUGGACCGGUCUCUGCAGCUGUCCAGACAGAGAGCUGCAGCCAGGGAACUGGCUCCUCUGCUGGACAAGGACAAGGAGAGCUGCAUGGAGGAGAUCCUGAAACUUAAGUCUCUGCUCAGCACCAAAAGAGAGCAGAUAGCCACCCUCAGACUUGUGCUUAAAGCUAACAAACAGACGGCAGAGGUGGCUCUGGCCAACCUUAAGAGUAAGUAUGAGGCAGAGAAAUCCAUGGUGACUGACACCAUGACGAAGCUGAGGAACGAGCUGAAGGCGCUGAAGGAGGACGCCGCCACUUUCUCCUCUCUGCGAGCUAUGUUUGCUACCAGGUGUGACGAGUAUGUGACCCAGCUGGAUGAGAUGCAGAGACAGCUGGCUGCAGCCGAGGAUGAGAAGAAGACUCUGAACUCCCUCCUCCGGAUGGCCAUCCAGCAGAAACUGGCCCUCACCCAGCGCCUGGAGGAUUUGGCUUUCGAUCAAGAGCAGACCCACCGCACCCGUGGGGGCAGGCUGACCCGUGCGAAGACCAGCACCCCCAAAGUAAGUCCCCCUUCCUCGGCUUCGGCCUCUAACCUAGCCCAUGGCUCCACUUCAGCUUUGGCUCCUGGCAGCCUUCCUGCUUCUGGCCUUACUAGUCCUUCGUCAGUUGUUCCUGAUGAUCCCACUGUGCCCCUUAGCCCGUCCGUGGUCAGUGCAGCUGCUGCAGCUCUGGCUUCAGCUCUCACCUCCCCUACCUCACACAUGCCCCCUUGCAGUAUGUCAACACCGGUGGUCAGCUCACAGGCUGGCCCUCCAGCACCAGAGAGCCCCCCAUCUCUGGAGGCUCCCUCCACUCCCUCGGCGCGGACCCCAUCCUCAACCCCCCUGAGACUGGCUCACUCCCAGUGGACCCUGGGGGUGCGGACGUUUGUGGUCGACUCCCACAGUUUCAAUGUCAACAUAUCCCCCGCUCUGUCCCGUAGUGUGGGCCUCUCCAGGCACUACACCCCAGACACACACACCUCUCCCCCAACCACUACCACCACCACCAGACCCAGCCAGCCAGGAUCUGCCCCCUCUUCUCCAUACCGGUCCCCUGUUCUGGGGCUCAGGCGCUCCACGUGGAGCCCCUCACCCCGAACUCGGCCCCUGUCUAGCCUGACGCGCUCCUCUGUCCUCUACACUCCUUCCUCCCACUCCCCUUCUUCCUCCCACAGCUAUUCCUCUGCCUAUUACAGCUCCUCUCCUGCUUUUACACCCUCUAGCUCCUACCUCCCCUCUGGUACCUCCUCCUCUUACAGCCACUCCAGCCACUACACACCCCUGUACCCCAGAUACUACAGUUCCUACCGGCCCUGGCACUGACCCCCUACUGUAAAUCCUUUACUAUGACCCUUUUUCAGCCUUUUCCACCAGGCUCCUUAUUGAAACUGCAAACUGCAACUCCCAUCAUGCCUCUCUUUUCUUCACCUUAAAGACUGGGGGCUCACAGAGAGGAGGACAGAGUGGUUUCCUGUUUCCCAGUCCCUGUUUUCCUGUGCCUAAGCCUUGGCCAUUGGGUUCUGAAUGUUCAGUGACUUUGCUCAGGGAUUUGACAUAAGGAGCACAAGCGGCCCCGCCUUCCUUUUAUUCUGAGACUUCUGAUUGGUCCACAGGAGGGCGUUAAAAGAGACUUUUUAACGGGAGUUUUUAGCAUUUAGGUUCUUCAGGUUGAGACCACACAUGCAUGAAGUGAAUAAAAGAGACAGAGAGACAUUCAGACAUUGACUGGACACUUGGCGAACACUUUCAUAGCUUUCAACGAGGGCCAUGACACAUUAAAUAUGUCCUCUAUAUUCAAUGUAAUAACCACUCUGUAGUGAGUCUCAUAUACUAUUAUUGUACUUGGAUGCUUAAGGGUUCAGUAUGAUUCAAAUGAAUUAAGUCAUACGAAGUGUCAUCCAAAUAUGUUGGAAGUCAAAAGCGUUUAUACGUAUUUUGGAUAGCCACGCUAAAGGGUGGAGUGAGAAGUGACUGGUACCAAUGGAGAUAACAAUGCAUACUUUCAGACAGUCUCUCCUGCGAGGUAUUCAUGGUAUUACACUCUGCAGCAGUGGUACACCUACACACACCUGGCCAAUUCCUGCAGUCAAGUCCGUGUGGUUGUUGGAUUGUUGUUUCGAAAAGUUACAACAAUUGUCAGACACAGCUUCCCAAGUUCCAGUACUGGAAGGGUCCGAGGGGAGAGUGCUUGAGUCAUCGUUCAGCCCUCCUAUAAGAAAUUUGUUUGAAGCAUACUGACUCCUUUAGUGUUUCAACUUUGAUUUCACUCAGUAAUCUCACACAGACUCACACACACCUUGUAUGAUGAAACAGCUGUGGAUGAGGAGUGAUGAACCAGUCACUGGUAUGCACUGGGUAUUUUGUCAGGGCAGGCAUUGCUUUCCAACCUGAAUCCAUUAGUGCAUCUCAAUGAUUGUUCUUCAUUUCUUGUCUAGGGUUGUUUCCAUCUUCAGCUCAACCUUUAGCAAUUUCUGUCCAUCUCUAGCACCACCCAGUGGUUUGUUCUUAUAUAGCCAUGUACUCAGCUAUGCAUGUUCACGUUUGGAUGCUCUUAUACUGCAGACUUCCUUCCCCUUCCAUAUGAAAAAUGUAUCUGAUAGAGGUGCAGGUUGUAUAGAAGGCUGUGACAGAGAAGAAUUCAUGAGAAGGUGGAAGGGGGGUGGAGAGCACUCAAACAUGGCAUAUGACCAGUGUAGGAUCAGCUGAAUCCCAUAGUCUAGUCAUUGUACAAGGAAGCAGUAUGACUUGGAGUUGGCUCAGCAGUGUGUCUCAGUAGUCUGAGUUGCUUUUUCCUCAUGUUUUAUUUGGGCACACCUUAAGCAGAUUAAACACUCUGAUGAAGUAACUAUCAAACUAUGAGAAAACAAGUUGAACAUCUACUUAAGGAGAAUCCUCAACCAGCCGAAUUCCUCAAACAUGUCACCUGUUAGUUAUUGUUCAGAUACAGCAGAGUGGCACAGUUAGUGGGGGAGGUUGUUUUCCUGGUCACAAUUUCAAAUAUGAACUUUUUAAAGGAGGGUAUGUAAGGACAAAUUAGUUUAAAGAUUACACCCUGCAUAUUUUUCUCAAAACUAAUAAGUCAUAUACUGAAAUAAGGAAAUAAGAAAACAGGUGAUUCUAAGAAGUGUAACCACAUUACCACAUGACUCUGUAUCUUUAUGUCCACCCACUGACAGAAGGAGAAAGUGAUCAAAGACUAUUCUGACACACCACUAUAGCUGGCAUCAGUUAUACUAUUACACGAACAAUGUAGCACCCUCUUGUGCCUCUCAGGUCAUCUGCAGAGGUUUGUCCAGCAACACAGAAUGAAUGUAUUUGGAUUAUGUGAAGGUUUGUUCAUGGCACUGCACCAAACUCAGGGAAUGUGAAACACUUCAUUCGACCUGGAAUGACUCAACAAGCAAACCAGAAUGACUAUAAGCAUCGUGAUUAUUUCGCAGAAAGAACAGACCUCCGAGGUUAGACUGCACCGAAGGUUAGAGUUAGGUUCAAGUCAAAGUUAAAAGAAGAGUUUUAAUGUGUAAGAAAUAUGCUUGUUGUACAUCUUACCUCAAGUCACAUGAGAAGACUGAUAUCAGUUUUACCUGGAGGUCCAGUACAGAGAUAAGUCUUGGAUGUCUGUAGCAUAGCUUAGCACAAAGUCUUAGAAGCAGGGGGGAAACUAGGGAAGAAGAGGAGGACUGUAGUGGCUAGUAGUGAUCACACAUUACACAAGAUGAUGCUAGUCUUAUAGUCACACCAUACUGAAAGCACGUAACAUAUAACACUUUUGUAGCAGUUCGUUAAAAGUGAGGCCAGAUACAUACAAAUAGGUCUUUUAGACUGAAUUUGAAUUCAUUGUUUAGGAGAAACUGCCAGUUGUGUCUUUGCAACCAUUUAGCCACUGUUUUGUUCACAACUCAUGGGAACCUGAACUGGUAUUGUUCAGACCCUACAUAGUAGUAACAGCUCCAUAAAACUGAGAAUAGAUUUUCCAGCAACUACCCAUUGCAUGUGGUUAGCUAGCAACCUAUUCACCAAUACGUCCUUACCUCUGCACUUGAUUUACAGUUGAUGUUGAUCUUCUCUUUUGACCUGAGUUGAUAGCAAACUUGUCUCCUAAAAUGUCUGACAUACCUUUAACUGUUGACUAGCAUCAUGUCUGAGAUCCUACCAGUUCAGCACACAUGAUACCGUAUUCCCUGUGUCUGUGUGUGCCUUACAGAACCUAUUAUACAGUACCUACACAGUGUAGCCUAAUAACAAAUACCUGCUCUGGCUGAUUGUCUUUUGUCUGGACACAAAACCUUUUUAUGUGCUUCCUUUAUUUUUCAUUUCCACAGCUGCACCUCAGGCUAAAAUGCUGUCUUUUUAUGUAUUUGUUUUUAGCUCUCUGUGUGGUGGAUAAUGACUCAGCUUUGUCAGAUAAUACUUGGAACUGUCAGUAGAUAUUUUUUUGUCUGGGUGCUGUCCAGAAUACAGACUUUGCAAAUAUUUGCCCAACAACUUUUCUCCAAUGUACACCUCCUAUUUUCUCCUUUCCAUCAUUGGAACCUUUAAAUACCACUCUUCUUCUUUCUUUCCCUACUUAUUAAUUCAGCCUGUCAUUGUUGUCUGUUGACUAUUUACCCUUGUCUGAUACUGUAAAUCAAUACACCCUCAUGCCUACAACACAAGUUUUUCAAUAUGCAACAUGGGGCAAAAACUCAUUUGACAGGCACCUUCAUUUUUUACAUUUCCGAUCAGCUGUUUUGAAAGUUGUCUUGGCCACGAUGGCCCCGCAUCUCGGCUUC
Messenger RNA from Lates calcarifer (barramundi perch), 7616 nucleotides. Its product is annotated as protein bicaudal D homolog 1. The transcript is spliced from 12 exons. The record is from RefSeq and is a predicted model, not a curated record. Gene Ontology annotation, cellular component: cytosol; Golgi apparatus. Gene Ontology annotation, biological process: positive regulation of receptor-mediated endocytosis; protein localization to organelle; microtubule anchoring at microtubule organizing center. Bases 688 to 4167 code for a protein of 1159 amino acids. NCBI's taxonomy places the organism in Eukaryota, Metazoa, Chordata, Actinopteri, Centropomidae. Gene Ontology annotation, molecular function: cytoskeletal adaptor activity; dynein intermediate chain binding; dynein complex binding.